AUGUUCGAGCCGCCGGGACCAGAAGCCAUGGCAAUCGACCAGGAGAUGAUCGAUGAGGCCAUGCCGGUCGAAAAUGAGACCAAAAUUGAGACGGAAGUUAUCCCGACGACAACGAUUGAAGACACAACUCAAGAUGCGCAAGCAACUGCGAUUGGCGCUGACCCAAAACAACCAUCACCCGCACCUGCAGCGCCUCAGUCUGCUCCCGUCGAAACCGAAAAAGUAGAACUGCCGACUCCCACCCCAUCUUCAUACAAACGCCAGUUUUCUCCUGCAACCUCACGAUACGUUCUGAGCCGUCUCCACCAGACUAACGAUAGCAAACCAUCCUCACCAGCACCUGAUGCACCAACAGAUGAGCCUCAUGAAACGUCCAAGGCUGCCAAAGAGGAUUCUCUACACUGCCCACUGGACUUGUCUACCCUGCCUCGGACGCUGUACUUGCCUUGUGCGACGCCCGCCGUUCCCUCAACAAUCACAUUAGGCCAGCCGCCCUCCGCCGGAACAAAGCGGAAGCGCGAAAUAGAAGAUGAAGCCUCCCGGAGACCUUCCAACUUGCCCGCCUACCCAGAACCCGAAAUUCUCAGGCGUCCCAUGCCCAAGCCGCCCGUGAAGAGGAAGCGGACCAAGGACGACGGUAAUGGGCAAACGAUGUGCACAAAGUGCAAGCGUACGUCCUGGACCGACGCCAACCUCAUUAUAGCCUGCUCUUGCGGCGAGGCCUGGCACCAACUCUGCCACGACCCCGAGAUCCUAAGCGACGUUGCCGCCGAUCCGCCGCGGUUCCGGUGCAGCACGUGCAAGGACGAGGAGAAGGAGCAGGCUAAGUACCAGCGCCAGCUCGCAAAGUACCGCGAGGCGAAGCAGGAGCAAGCGGAGUGGAAGAAGCUACAAAACGAGGUCGAGCGGAGACGAGAGAAGCGUCUUGCUAUGCUGCCCGAGUUCCCCAACUCGAGAAUCAUCGGGUUUGAGGGUGGCAAUGCCAGUCGUGAGGAGAGAAGAGAGUAUUUUGAGGGCUUAAAGAAGAGCGAGCUGGUCAACUUGCUCAUCUUCAGCAAUGACAUCCACCCGGGUCUCCUCGUAGAUAUACUCGUCUCCAUCUCCAAAAAGCACCCGGGGCUACCCAUCUUUGGGUCCCCCGACUGGGCGCAACCAAGAGGCCACCAACAGGAACCCCAACGCCACCGCCAGAGCAACCACGCGCGCCUCAAGGUCCCCAAGCAGCGCUCAAAGACAGGCGGCGUGCGCAAGAUCCUGAAGACUGCACCCGCAGAGGCCGCCGACCCGGCAGCCGACGACGAGGAUGACGACGACGCUCUGCCCGAGUCGUGGCCCAAGGCCGGCCAUGGCCUGUACGCGAAACUGAAGCCCGAGAAGGAAGACUCGCUGCUCUUUGACGACAAUGAUGAGGAGGCGUUUAGUCACUUCAUGGUCGACAAGGAGGGGAAGCAGAUCAUGGAGCCGCUCGCGGUGUAA
Colletotrichum spaethianum is the source of this 1476-nucleotide messenger RNA. RefSeq lists its product as uncharacterized. The coding region runs from base 1 to 1476 and encodes 491 amino acids. The record is from RefSeq and is a predicted model, not a curated record. The transcript has 3 exons. Lineage: Eukaryota; Fungi; Ascomycota; Sordariomycetes; Glomerellales; Glomerellaceae.